AUGUUUCUAAAACACGUCGACCUCACCAGCGCAUUACGGCCCUCGUAUUUACCGGAUGAGGUGCUUCUCUUUGUACAAGACAAUGUCGGCCUCUACGAGGGCAAAUUCAAGCUUCCAAGCCAGCAGAAUGGCCAGGUCUACCUGACAUCGCAUCGGAUCUGUUAUGUCGACAAGAAUGAGCCCCGCGCGAACUCGGUCGCGCUGGACCUAAAGGAGGUUGAUCGAUACGAGUUCUACGCAGGAUUCCUCAAGUCUUCGCCCAAGGUCACCAUCAUUCCAAAGCCUUCGAAGCGGUCAUUCAUCCGUGACCGCGCAAUACCAAACUCGACAUCGUCAUCCGCACUUGACCCCCAUUCUUCCUCUCUUCGGGACGGUCCAUUCCGACCUCCUGCUGGCCCUCCUCCGGCGACAACGGCGACGUGGGUGUGCACCAUUUGCAGCUUCUCCAACCCCGUGCCGGUAAACUUUGACCCUCAAGCGGCGAACGCGCACACGCCUCUACCUCCCUGUUUGGCCUGCGGCAUAAAACCUACUCUCUCGCACGUGCUGAAGGCGGCCAUCACCAACGCGAGCAACAGAACUUCGACGGCGACAGGGGUGUCAAAUGGCCCGGGACUUCCGGUUCGGGGCAAGGGACCCGACCUUGCUGCGCAGGCGACGAGCUCGGGAGAUGUCUCCAAUUCGCAGAAUCCAAGGAAAGGAUCCACGUCAGUCGCCGGUCACGCCGCCACCGUUCAAUGCCCCAGAUGCACCUUCUCGAACCAUCCUUCACUGUUAUCCUGUGAAAUUUGCGGUGCCUCUCUAAAAGUCCUGCCGUCACCGUCCAUGACAACGCAUGCAGGUGACGAAUUUCUACGAGCGCAAUCGCCCGGGCCCGUGCUGGACGGCAAAAGCAAGGCAGGGCCAAAUGGGAUACACGUUUCAGAAAGUGUCAAAUUUUCCUUUCGCGAUGGCGGAGAGAGGAUCUUUUACGAACGCCUGAAAGGCGCCAUAACACAGCGAAAGUGGCUGCUGCAGAACGCACCACCGGCGCCAAAGAGCGGCCGAAUGUACGACGGCGGCAAUGGAGCAUCCUCCGACACAGCAGGUGGCAAGACAAAAACCGCUGGCAUAGCAGGUCUUGAGCAGCUCGGGCUCAACAUGCGCAAGAAUGACGAGCUUCUCAUCGGCAGCGCGUUCGAAGACCUGGCUGCGUUGAUGUCUUCCGCCAAGGAGGUCAUCGCUCUAGCGGAACGCUUUGCCCGGCAGAAUGCGGCCAAUGGCGAUGCCUCGGCCGAGGAGAAGGCGAUUUUGGCCGAAUCGGCCAGCCAGCUGGGUCUCAUCACGACAAAGGAUAUUGUCGGAGGGGGCGCGUCGGAGUCGCUCUACCUUUCUGAGCUGUCUCGAAACAUGGCCGAGUUCCUCGCCGACGACUCGAGAGGAGUUCUCAAGAAAGCCGGCGGCAUCAUCACCCUCGUCGACCUCUGGGCCAUGUUCAACCGGGCGAGAGGUGGUGUCGAGCUCGUCAGCCCCAUGGAUUUCAAAAAGGCCGCCGGCCUCUGGGAAAGCCUCAAGCUCCCCGUGCGACUGCGCACCUUCCGCAGCGGCGUCAUGGUCGUUCAGGGUCGCGACCGCACCGACGACAUCACGAUCCGCACUCUUCUCGGUUGGCUCCAAGACUUGCACGAAUUCCCGCCCGAGCGCGACGUCGCUUGGGAUUGGCGCGAGUUCGGCCGCGGCGUCACAGCACAGGAGGCAGCCGAGCGCUUUGGGUGGAGUCUCGGGGUGGCGGAAGAGGAGCUCUUGAUGGCCGAGGACAAUGGGGCUCUCUGUCGCGAAGAGGGUCUGGAGGGACUGAAGUUUUGGAAGAAUUACAUCGAUACGGGCGAUAUUCCCCCACCCAAAAGCAAAGAGGAACAGCAGGAGGAAGAGAUCAUUCGAUCGCUGAAGGGGAGCGGCUUCGUUUAG
Molecule: messenger RNA, 1947 nt
Organism: Drechmeria coniospora
Lineage: Eukaryota; Fungi; Ascomycota; Sordariomycetes; Hypocreales; Ophiocordycipitaceae
Exons: 2
Coding region: 1-1947 (648 amino acids)
Biological process (GO): protein transport to vacuole involved in ubiquitin-dependent protein catabolic process via the multivesicular body sorting pathway
Cellular component (GO): late endosome membrane; ESCRT II complex
Molecular function (GO): ubiquitin binding; phosphatidylinositol-3-phosphate binding
Source: RefSeq, a predicted model, not a curated record